CACCACCACCACCACCUAAGAACUGCGAGAUUUAAGCUCCGUUUACAAAAACUGAGUUCCAAAAAUAAGUUUGUAAACCCUAAUUUUCAACCACAAAUCUUUGGAGAUUACGUUCCUUGAUAUACACGCCUCUUCUCCUUGCGUUCAAAAACCAAACUUAUUUCAUCUCCUUUGAUCUCAAGCGUCUCAGGUCGUUUAUUUGAUUUCUUAAUAAUGGCGACGACGUCUAGUACAACGAAAACGAAACCAGACAACCUCACCAGAUCAAAAUCACUCGGCAGAAAGCCAAAGCCCGUCUCAUCUGAAGCGAACGCAGAUGGAUCUGACCGGAAAACAAUCGAGAAGCCUUUGCCCAAUUACCUGAAACCAACAAUCAGCUCGAGACCUGACCCGGUCAAGUUCUUGAGGAAGAACAACGCUGUCGAAGACAAUCAGAAGAUUCUUCGUAGACGAUCCUUUGAUCGUCCUCCUUCGUCUUUGACUUCUCCCUCAACUUCAUCAUCCCAUAAACCUCUCAAUACCUCUUCCGCACACCCACACCCACACCCACGGGACAGACCCGCGGUUCCAAGAGAAAAGCCUGUCACUGGUCUGCGUUCUACAUCUUUCCAUGGAAGCAGCAGAGGCGGUCUCAGAGGAAGCAAUACGGUGAAAUCGCCUCCUGUCGCUUCAAGAGGUUCUCAUGGGGUAAAGAAGAGCGGUCUAAGCGGUAGCGGUUCUUCCAAGAGCAAAAAGGAAGUUUCUGAGAAUAUUCCAAGGAAUCCUUCGAGUAAAGAGACUACCCCAGAAACGUCGCCUCUUGCGCCUGCUCACGAGGACGAAGAGGAGAUUGUCAAGGUUGAGACCAAUGUAGACAUUUCUGACCACAGAGAGGAAACGAAAGAGGAAGAAAAAGAUCAAUCCGGUGAAUCCAGUGAAGAGAAGGAGACCAAACCAGUGGCUGCCUCCACAGAAGAAGAAAAAGGAGAACUGAUCAACGAGGAUAAACCCGAAGAACAAAUAGAGGAGCUGAAAGAACCAGAGAGCACCCAAGAAGAAGACGAAGAUGAAAUGAAAAAGAAAGUUGAUGAUAAGGAGAACAUCGAGACAGUUGCUACUACAGAUGUGAAAGAAGCUGUGAACAUGGAAGAAAGUAAGGAAGUGGAACUGGAAGAAGCAGAGGAGAGCGAAAGUAGCAAAACGAAAGAAGAAACAACAGAAACAAAGGCUCAAGUAGAAGAUUUACCAGAGGAAGGAACAAAGAAAGAAGUAGUGCAAGGGAAGAAGGAAUCUCCAACUGCCUACAACGAUGUAAUAGCAAGUAAGAUGCAGGAGAACUCGAAGAAGAACAAGGUCCUGGCUCUCGCUGGAGCCUUUCAAACGGUUAUUGACUAUGAAACUGCUGCAUCUAAGUGAUAUACAUCUGCAUUAUAUCACAUGCAGACAUAGCAACUGCGUCUUAUUAGCUUUCCUAUGUCAGUGUUUUUAUCGUGUCUUGUUAAUUUUCUUUCUUGCUUUUGCCUAGUAUUGAUGUUGGACAAUGAAUUAU
Messenger RNA from Capsella rubella, 1528 nucleotides. RefSeq names its product microtubule-associated protein futsch. The transcript has 2 exons. The record is from RefSeq and is a predicted model, not a curated record. Bases 214 to 1395 code for a protein of 393 amino acids. Lineage: Eukaryota; Viridiplantae; Streptophyta; Magnoliopsida; Brassicales; Brassicaceae.